This is a messenger RNA of Candoia aspera, 954 nucleotides long. RefSeq names its product olfactory receptor 10G6-like. Gene Ontology annotation, molecular function: olfactory receptor activity; G protein-coupled receptor activity. The record is from RefSeq and is a predicted model, not a curated record. Gene Ontology annotation, cellular component: membrane. Lineage: Eukaryota; Metazoa; Chordata; Lepidosauria; Squamata; Candoiidae. The coding region runs from base 1 to 954 and encodes 317 amino acids. Gene Ontology annotation, biological process: G protein-coupled receptor signaling pathway. The transcript is spliced from 2 exons.
AUGGUGACUUCCUUGGUCUUCCAUCGGUACAUGGAGUGCCCUAAUCAAACAGCCCCAGACAAUUUUGUCCUCUCUGGGUUCCCAUAUCCAGAUCUAAAGUUACCCUUGCUUCUCUCCUUCUCACUCAUGUUUAUCCUGACUCUUUCUGGAAAUUCUCUGAUCAUCUUGGCAGUCAUCUCUGACCAUCAAUUGCACAAGCCAAUGUACUGGUUCCUCUGCCAUCUUUCCACCCUGGAUAUGGCCUUCUCCUCUGUGGUGGUUCCCACAAUUAUUGCAGGAUUCAAUUCUGGAGGGGAAAUCAUCUCUUUUUCUGGAUGUGUGACUCAGAUUUUUUUUUUGAACUUCCUUGGGUGUGCAGAAAGCCUCCUCUACACCUUGAUGGCUUAUGACCGCUUCUUGGCCAUCUGUAAACCACUUCACUAUGGCAACAUCAUGAGCAAGAGAGCUUGCCUCAUCCUCUCCUUGGGUACCAUCAUUGGGGGCUGCCUCAACUCCACAUUUCAGACAUCCUUCACCUUUCACUUGCCUUAUGGACAGAGAAACUAUAUUGAUUAUGUCUUCUGUGAUAUUCCUGCCAUUUUGAAGCUGGCUUGUGCUGAUACAAAACUUAAUGAGUUGAUGAUCUUCAUUGAUGUUGGCCUUGUAGCAAUGACUUGCUUUCUCCUUAUCCUAGCAUCUUAUGCUUACAUCAUCACAGCUAUUUUGAGGAUUAACAGCAGUGAGGGACGGCACAGAGCUUUCUCAACUUGCUCUGCCCAUGUAACUGUGGUAGUAAUAUACUACCUCCCUCUGUUUUAUCGUUAUAUGCGGCCAGCAUCUCAGGGCUCCAUGGAUGGUGUGGUGAGCAUUUUCUACACUACAAUCACCCCUUUGUUGAACCCCGUGAUAUACACACUUAGGAACAAGGAGAUGAAAACUGCUCUGGUGAAACUAUGGAGUGGGAAUCUAGAGUAG